Xiphophorus hellerii (green swordtail) is the source of this 2338-nucleotide messenger RNA. Its product is annotated as ras-related protein Rab-26-like. NCBI's taxonomy places the organism in Eukaryota, Metazoa, Chordata, Actinopteri, Cyprinodontiformes, Poeciliidae. The transcript is spliced from 9 exons. The coding region runs from base 356 to 1114 and encodes 252 amino acids. Gene Ontology annotation, molecular function: GTPase activity; GTP binding. The record is from RefSeq and is a predicted model, not a curated record.
UGUAAGUUUUGAUCUCCCGUGAAGGUGGAGUUUUCUACUGCAUCACAUGCACUUGAUGCUGCUGCCGCGCUCAGCGCCGAGGCUGUUGUCCUGAAACCAGAAGGACAUCAGGAACAGGAAGCUGCAGAAAGACGCAGCCAGCGUUUUGCGACAUUUUCACUCUUACUUUGAAAAGCAGCGAAUUGCCAACAAAGAUGCGUUCAACGCACAGGUGAAAGAACAGCGAACUUCUGCACCACUGCAACUUUCUUUCAACCCAAUUUCUCGUGGAUUUGGUUGAUGUUUUCUUUUAGGUUGUAGUUUGAAAUAACCGAGAGAGACACCGCAGUUGUUGAAAUCUUUUUUGGGGGAAGCAAUGUCUCGCAAGAAGGCAGCCAAAGGCAAAGCCCCUAACAGCAGCCCGUCAGCUGGCAGCCCAGGCGGGAAAGGCGUCGGAAAAGCUGCGAGGAGCAGCCCGAGCAUUGUUCAGAUGAACGGCGUGGUGCAUCCCAGCAGACCCUCCAUCAGCAGCAGCAGCGAGUUUUAUGACAUCGCUUUCAAGGUUAUGCUUGUUGGUGACUCCGGUGUUGGGAAAACCUGUCUACUGGUCCGUUUCAAAGACGGGGCUUUCCUUGCCGGCAGCUUCAUCUCCACAGUGGGAAUUGACUUUAGGAACAAAGUGCUGACCAUUGAUGGAGUCAAGGUGAAGCUGCAGAUCUGGGAUACAGCUGGACAGGAGCGUUUCCGCAGUGUCACACAUGCCUACUAUCGGGAUGCUCACGCUCUGCUCUUGCUGUACGAUGUCACCAACAGAUCAUCUUUUGACAAUAUACAGGCAUGGCUGACUGAGAUCCAUGAAUAUGCCCAACAAGAUGUGGUGCUCAUGCUGCUUGGAAACAAGGCUGAUGCCACUCAUAACCGGGUGGUAAAGAGAGAAGAUGGUGAGAAGCUUGCUAAGGAGUUUGGGGUUCCCUUUAUGGAGACCAGCGCCAGGUCAGGGCUGAAUGUAGAGCUGGCGUUCACUGCUGUGGCCAAGGAGCUGAAGCAUAGGUCCAUGAAGGAUCCCAGUGAAAAGUUUAAGCUGCAUGAGUACGUGAACAAGGAGAUGAAGGACGCUGGCUGCUGCAGGACCUAAAUGGCUGAAGAUGUGUGUCCAUGUGCCGAUUAACCGUCAUUUUAAUGUUGGAAAUCAUUUCUGGACUUAUGAAGGACGAUGAGUUGUCUCCACAGUUGUAAAAUCUUCCUGACAUUAAGUUUCUCUUGUUUAAAUCCUUUAAUAUUCUUCUACUCACCUAAUUGUUUCUUUAGCUAUGAAUGGAGACCAAGGUUAAGAUUGAACAUAUAAGACAGAACAGCUUAGUUAGAUCCAUGUUAAAAAUGAACAUUUUUACUUCUCAAGGCAGCUGUACUGUCUUUGACUAAUUAUUUUUGUUCAAAUUAAUUUAUUCACAACAUGAUUCUUUUUUUCUUUUGCGAAGAUGCUUAGUUGCAAGGCAGCUUAUUUCCCACAUGUCCUCAUUAUUUUUAUCUAUAUUGGCAGCUUUUGUUAGAAUGUUGUGGAUUAUUAAAUCUAGUUGUGUUUUGAUGUUUCUUCUGUACAUGUUUCAGUGACCAUAGACGUCUUUUAGCAGGCUCCAGGGGGUCGGGUUGACUUACCAGCACUAAUUCAGAAUAUUUUGAUGAUUCAUGGGUGAACAUUUGGGGACUUGCAUCCUUUCAUCACACAGUAAAAGCAAACUGUUGUUGCUAUUUUUGGUACAAAGUUACUGAUGAGAAGAGUUUGAAAAUUCCUAUGUGUAAAAAUGUUUAUCUUGCAUUGUUAACUUCUCUUUGUCAUUAUCUAAUGUACUUUUUUUUAUCUUAAGCCUAAUUGGGGUAGCACCGUGGAUAGUGGUUAGACCUGUUGCCUCACAGCAAGAGCAUCUUGGACUCAAAUUUUAGCUGACAUUAUUCUGGGUGGAGUUUGCAUGUUCUCCCUGUGCAUGCGUUGGUCCUCUCCAGGUACUACAGUAUUGCUCUCACAGUCCAGAAUCAUGCAUGCCAGGUUGACUUAAAUCACCCAGAAAGUGAGUGUGUGUGUGUGAACGAUUGUUUGUCUGACUUUUCAUAAGUGUUGGCUCUGUGAUUUGAUGACAUCUUGUCCAGCGUGUAACCCAUCAGUCACCUGCUGACCAUUUGAGAAAGGCACCUGCUGUGCUGUGACAAUGAAGUAGAGCAGAGAUAGGAAAUGAAUGGAUAAAACAAUUAAUGUUUAAAUACUAUUAUGUAUUAGGUGUUAAAAUAUGUCAAGAAUGUUGGUUGUACAUACCUAUUUUUUCCAUAUUUAAAUAAUUAUAAUAAAGCUUAAUAGUACCUUAAA